This is a messenger RNA of Octopus sinensis (East Asian common octopus), 4039 nucleotides long. RefSeq lists its product as uncharacterized. The record is from RefSeq and is a predicted model, not a curated record. Lineage: Eukaryota; Metazoa; Mollusca; Cephalopoda; Octopoda; Octopodidae. The coding region runs from base 1316 to 3187 and encodes 623 amino acids. The transcript has 5 exons. Gene Ontology annotation, molecular function: protein binding.
ACACCCCUCUCGGCUCCUCCACCAACGCAAAUAGCACAACUAUUACAACCGCCACCGUCACCACCACCAUCGCCGCCACCGCCGUCUCUAGAUACAGUCAAUCAAUCAAAAGCACUUCCCUCGUUGCCAAGGAAACUGGCCCGGGCCUCUGUAUGCCGUAAGAACGAACAGCCUACAUUUCAUGAAUUUCACCAGCUGUGAACUUUAUCAUAUUCACCUACUUAGUGUAGAUUUACCGAAUAUAAUGCUCUUAUUCUACGAUAUAGAAACUGACCAAGGAAGCAAACAAACUUCGGAUAACUAAACAUCUAAAAGAAACUGCUUAAACAAAAUAUUUUUUAUACCAGACUAACAUUUCUACGCGCACAUAUUUAUAUACCAUACUUAUUAUUUUGUUUCAGUUAACUUCCAUGUCACUUGGAGAUGAAAUUAUGACCUUAUUUCAUUUUACUACUUUCACCUUAUGGAACUAAGACUGUUUUCUGAGAAGGAAUGAUGGCUUAUUCAGGAAAAACCAUAUAAUUUUAUAUACGAUUAAUAUUACAUGUCUGCAUAUCGAUUUUAGUUGAGCAAUAUAUAUAUAUAUUCUUUAAAGCUGUUCGUUUUACGUCUUUGUCAUUUUUAAGCAUCGUGCAUUUAUCUAUUUUGAGACUGCAUAAACUAUAUAUGAUUUGUAAUAUAUACCACUCGCUCUACGAUCCAACAUUUGCCUUAUUAUCGCAAUGAAUUCUAUGUUUUUCGUUAUGAUAUAGUUUCCAAUUUAUUUAAUCUAAUCCAUUUAUCUCAACUGAUAAAACUUUAUUUCCCGCCCAACUGGCAUAUUUUUGCCUAUCUUUUCACUCUGGACAUUUUUCUUUGUAGAUCUCUUUUUAACAUCUUUUCCCUGGAUAGCAAAUUACAUCUAUGGAUAAGUCUGAUAUAUUUGGAUCGCGAGUUAACCAUCCGGAUAACACAUAUAAAUAUAUCUCUUCAUAGAUGGGAUAUUUUUGUUAAAAAUAGGCAUAUUACGAUCAAUAAUAUCUUCAAAUAUCACCACUUUAUAUAGACAUCUGAAACCAGUGGAACAAGAUUAAUUCGGUAUUUAUACCUCGUCUAUUUUUCUAACACGGGAAGGGGAUUUAAAAAAGAAAAUUGAAUUUAAAUAAUAAAUAGCUCACGUCCGAAAGGAGUGUACAUGGAAAUAGUGUAUAAAAUAAACAUCAAAUUUGGUCCGUGUGUCUCAACUUGAAACUAACUGACCAACACCAACCUGCUCGUUUGAUAACGGCCCAGGGGUAAGGAGAAAACACAUGAGGUAAAUACAACUUGUCUCAUCAUGUUGACGUCCGAAGAAGAAUUCUUGAGAACGUGGAGAGUGAAGAAAAAUGAGAAAAUAGGUAAAAAUGUAGUUAGCAUGACAAAGGAACAAUACAACAAAUACCUGCUCAUUUUGAAAGGGGCUUGGGACAAGAAAACCGCUUGGACUGGGGAAGAAUACAAUGUAACUCGCCGUUUUGAUUUGGUCACCAAUGAUCAAGGAACCAAACUAAUUAAGAGAAGAAGACGAAGAGACUCGGAAUCCGUUCGUCCUUACAUCGCCGACGAGGAUUUAUUCCGAGCCCUGAAAGCUGUUCACUUAACACAUUCUCAUGCUGGUAUCAACAGAAUGCAGAACAUCACCCGUCAAUUAUAUGCCAAUGUGACGGCCGAAGCCAUAAAAAUCUAUAUUUCUCUGUGUCCGAGGUGCAGUAGUCGCAGACAUGGAAAUUACAAGAACCAUUGUAGUAAGGCCAGAUUCAACAAGAGUCCAGUGAAGUCAGCAAAUCCGGCGACGGGUCGAUGGAACGACAAGAAUGACCAGUCGCAGUCGGAACUGUUUAUGUUGAGGAUAUUGAAAAGUGAGGACUUGGUGAUGGAAAAUCUUGAAACAGUUGUGAAACAAGAACCCAACCAAACUUCUGUUCCAUUCAGACACCAGGAGGCAAUGGAGGUUCAGUCCGCUGUAGCAGCAGCCACUGGCGCUAUUAUUGGUCAGCCUGAAGUUGAGACUUAUGAACCAGAACCAGUGCACACAAUCCAAAAUUCCAAGAUAAGAAUAAAUCAGGAAAAAGAUUUGUCUGUAAGCUUUUCCGCUUCUUCCCGCCCUGCAACCGUCUUCAAGAAAACCUAUGUCGAUCCAGAACAUGCAGAUGGGAUGAUGAAAUCGUUGGCAAGUUUAUGGAGGAAGCGGCGUUUAUGUGAUGCUAAAAUUUGUAGUGGAAACAAAAAUGUGACUUUACAUCGUUUGGUUUUGUUUGCUGCCAGUCCUCACUUGAUGGAAAAAAAUAUUACCGAUGGUGCUGACUUGGAAGUGAAUCUUCCACCAGGGAUUAGCGAAGACGGACUGAAAAUCUUUGUCAGCUUUCUCUACGACGGUGUCCUUAACCUUAACGAACAUCUGUACAAGGAUGUCGAACGAAUAUCUAAUCUCUUAAAAGUCGAUAAAAUUCAGAAACACUGCCGAGAGUUUGCUGCCAGUCUAAACGAACACAAGCAAAUGACCAGCUCCCCGUCAACGUUGACGCCCCGUCACCGAGAUUCUCUUCCCAAGUCACAGAGCAAUCGUCAAACAGUGGUGUUGACAUUGAGCGACGAUUCCAAUCCUGCUGAUGUAACUUUUGACAACCAAGAACAGAACGUUGGAUUGUCGCAUUCUCACCUGGAAGAUGUUCAUAAUUCGCUGCUCGACGAGAGGCUUCAGUCUCUUAACGAGCAGCAUAAUUAUUUAACUUCUCACCAAAAUCAGUUUCCUUCCACUUCCCAAGCCUCUUCCAUGUCACUACAAGGUAGCAGUUCGGUCAGUGGCAUUCCUUCUGAAUGCGGCAUCAAGACUGAACCAAUUGAGAUCUUAGACGAUGAUGUCACAGACUACAAUCUCUCGCAAGAGGACAUCAAACAAUGCAAACCCAAUAUCAAUCAGAGUGGCAAAGGUUACACGGACGACAGUUCCAACUCGGAACCCCAUAGACGAUCAUCUCAAGGGCACAUUUCAAGUAAGGUUACAAGAACUUAUAUGACACCCAGUAAAUGUGAAUCAGGCAUAGAGUUGACCCCAAUGGAAAGUAUUUCUACUUGUGCCACCACAGGGGCUUCGCCCUAUCCAGUCAGUUUAGUAGCUUCUUCUGGAGAGACGUUCCCACUUUAUACCUUAUCGUCCAACCAAUCCUGACACUGCCUGAAAUUUGUCAAACAAGUUCAGAAAUAUAUUUUUUACUUCUGUCAAUCUAUAGAUUAUGUAAUAUUUCUUGGGAUCUUUGUAAUGUCAACAAAAUGUGAUUUAGCAGUUAAAAGAUGUGGUGUCCGAGUGUGCGUGUGCAUGCGUGCGUGCGUGAAUGGGUGAAAAAAUAGGCGUUGGUGAAAGGAAGGAGAAAGUCUUAACAGUCAGUACCAGCUUAGUAUCUCCAAAGAUGUUUGGUGCUGCCAGUCUACAAAAGUGUUAAAACUUAAUUGUUGCCUUAGAUUUUAAUUAAAGAAAAUAUCCAUUGCCUGGCCAGACCCUGCGUCAGUACACAUGUCUCUGUACAUGUUAUUCACUGUGUAUGAAGACAUCUACAGGCUCGUUUUUUUACGCUGACUGAAUGCAGAAUGGUUUUCCCCCCACCACCCGAUUUUACUAUUUUCAUCUGUUCCGUAGGAUUUGUUCAUAAUACAUCUUUAAAAAUAUAUCAUCUUGAAAGCAAUAUGUAGUCUUUUUGGUGUGUUACUGAAAAAAAACAAAAUAUCUAUUUUAUUUAAUAAGUACAUCAGCAAUACUACAAUAACCAGUGUACUUAACAGCAAUAUUAUAUGUCCGUAUAUAAUGGCUGAUUUUGUUGUUAUAUAUUUUCUUCAAUUUCAAUCCAGUAGUGACUUACAAAGAGAAUUUCUUUUAUUCCCACCAAGUGAUCUUAGAAGUAAACUUUUGUUGUUGGCAGCUCUGAAUAUCUCCACCCAUCCCAGUUUAUGUAUAUUGUCAGGGCUCUGAAAAACUUUCCAUUGCAAACCCAAACACUUCUACAAAUAUAUAUAUAUAUAUAUAUAU